CUUGAAUCAAGUCAACGCUCCGUCUUCUUUUGACACCGGCACUAUCUUCUCACUGCUUCCCCGACUAUGGUGUCUUUAACAGAGCGUUUGAAGGCCAAGUUGGGUAGAAAGGCUCCGCCAAAGCCCCCGAAUGACCAAGCACGGCCUGCCUCCAUUGCCUCCAAGUCCCAGCCACCAGCUCGUCCUGAUUCUACCAAGUCUCCGACGAGCUUACCAGAGCGACUGUGGGAUCAGGCAUACGAACAGGCGAAGACGGGCAAUUUAAGCACGGUUAGCGUCUACGAGAAAAUAUUAUCUGCCCAGCUCCGCGAACAAGAUGCAAACGUUUCAGAGCUCCCAGACUCGGCAGACUUCGAGUCGCAGCAGAAUGAGAUUGCGCAAAUUGCAGAUGAACGGCGAGGGCAGAUGCAGCGGCUCGUGCAGCAUUGGCUGCGCAGAACGGAGAGGGAUGCGGAUGUGAAGCAGGGCAUGGAAGACGGCAUACGAGCCGCCAUGGCUAUCAAGGAAGUUGUGGACAAGGCAGUCCAGGCGUCGCCAGAGGCGGCUAUCGCCUGGGUAGGUGUAUGUUUUGCACUCGAGAUCUUCAUGAACCCACUUACUCAGGCAAGCUCUAAUCGUCAAGGCAUCGCCUACGUUUUGUCGAGGAUGGACUGGUACUGGAACUUGUCGCGCCUUCUCCUAGACGAGAACAUUACCGAAGCACACUCUCAAGGCUUGCGAGGUGAACUCGAGAAGGUCAUCACUGAUCUGUACUCGAAGUUGCUGCUUUUCCAGAUGAAGAGCGUGUGCUACUACCAUCGCGGCCGGCUUUUGGGGUUUGCACGAGAUCUGAUCAAGCUAGACAAUUGGGACGGCGAGCUGAGCGCUAUACAAGCGGCAGAGGCAGCUGUACAGACAGACUCUGCGCAGUACAACACGCUCUCGAUCCGGAAUCGGCUAGGCGAGAUUGCUGAAACAGCCAAGUCACAGAACGUCAAGCUGGACAGCAUCAGCUCGGCCAUUCGAGAGCAGACCAGGCAGCAGGAAAGGAUUCACGAGACCAGCGCGGACAACACAUGCCUGGCCGACCUCCGCCUCACCGAUCCUCGUGACGAUAGGAAGCGCAUCGAAGAGACCAAGGGAGGCCUCUUGAAGGACUCAUACCGGUGGAUCCUCGGGAAUACAGACUUCCAACGGUGGCGCAGUGACCCGCAGAACCCGCUCCUAUGGGUCAAAGCCGAUCCCGGCAAGGGCAAGACGAUGUUGCUGUGCGGCGUAAUCGACGAGCUGCAGCAAUCGAUGGGCGCAACAGACCUUCUUUCAUACUUCUUCUGCCAAGCGUCAGACUCACGCAUCAACAGCGCCAACGCCGUAUUGAGGGGGCUAAUGUACGUGCUUGUUUGUCAACAGCCGUCGCUCAUCUCGCACAUUCGUAAGAAGUACGACCACGCAGGCAAAGCAUUGUUUGAAGACGCGAAUGCCUGGAUUGCCCUGUCAGACAUGUUCAAGGCUAUGGUGCAAGACCUGAAGAUGAAAAACACUGUUCUCGUUGUCGACGCCCUUGAUGAAUGCAUCGCCGGCCUACCGAACCUCCUAGAUUUGGUGAUCGCCACAUCAUCCUCGUCAACUCCUAUCAAGUGGCUUUUAUCGAGUCGCAACGAGCCACACAUCGAGCAGAAGCUAAGAUCAAUAGACCCAAAGGGAACGCUGAGUCUCGAGCUGAAGAAAAAUGCCGAGCAGGUAUCCCAUGCUGUCAACAUCUACAUCGAUACAAAACUGUCCCACCUUGAGUCUCUGGAAGAUGACGGUCUGAUGGAUCAAGUUCGGGACGCCUUGCGACAGAAGGCGAAUGGCACAUUCCUCUGGGUAGCUCUCGUGGUCCGGGAGCUCGAGAAACCCGAGUGCUGGGAUCGUCUACAGGUGUUCUACGACCGUAUGAUGACUCAAAUCCAAAACCUUGCUCCGAAAAACUCAAAAACGUGCCGGCACAUGCUUGCCAUCACCACCGUUGCGUAUCGCCCCCUUUCCUUGACCGAGCUGGGGAGUUUAAAACUUGUGGCUAUGUGUGGUUCGUUUCUCACCGUCCGAGAUGACCAGGUCUACUUGGUCCAUCAGUCGGCAAAGGAUUAUUUGAGUAGCAAAAUGGGAGGUACAGUCUUGCCAUCCCAAAGCGAGAUACAUCAUACCCUGUACGCUCGGUCGCUUGAACUUAUGAAUGGAACAUUGAAACGCGACAUCUACGGCUUGAUCGAGCCAGGAUUCGUAAUCAACCAUUUCCAAGCGCCGGUGUACGAUCCACUGGCACCCGUGCACUACUCGUGCGGCUACUGGGUCGACCACCUCUACGACUCGGUUCUUGGUAAAAGCUCAGCAAGCGACGGCUCUGUACAAGGAUUGCUUCAGGAGGGUAAUCUGAACGAUUUCCUCAAGAAAAAGUUCCUGUACUGGCUGGAGGCUCUCAGCCUGUGCAAGAGCAUGUCGAAAGGAAUUGUGUCGAUGGCCAAGUUAGAGGAUUUAACUCAUGCCUACGUGUCAGCACUCGUAUUCAGCCCCAAAGGCAGCUUGACACGGCAAAACUUCAAUCAUGAGGCCCCCUGCUGGUUGAAGAUAAAUCCACCUAUGGAGGAUAGAUGGGGUGCCUGUCUGCAGACGUUUGAGGGCCAUAGGAACUUCGUUAACUCAGUAGCUUUCUCUCACGAUUCAACCCGACUGGCGUCAGCCUCGAACGAUAGCACUAUCAUGAUCUGGGACGCCAGCAGUGGCACGAACUUUCAGACAAUCGAGGGUCACACCAGCUCGAUCAAUUCAUUGGCCUUCUCUCACGAUUCAACCCACCUGGCAUCUGCAUCUGAUGAUAAGACAGUCAAAAUCUGGGAUGCUAGUAGCGGUAUAUGCUUGAAGACGCUAGAGGGCCACGGCGGCUGUGUAAACUCAGCUGUAUUCUCUUAUGACUCAACCCGGCUGGUAUCCGCAUCCAAUGACAGAACGGCUAGAAUCUGGGAUGUCAAUAGUGGCGCAUGUCUACAAAUACUCAAGGCCCAUGAUGACUUUAUUUAUUCAGUGGCCUUUACUCAUGACUCGACUCAACUGGCGACUGCAUCAAGGGAUAGAACAGUUAAGAUCUGGGAUGCUAAUAGCAGCCAAUGCUUACAGACUCUCAAAGGCCAUGCUAGUCAGGUUAAUUCAGUGACCUUCUCUCACGACUCUAUCCUGUUAGCAUCUGCAUCUGAUGAUAGGACAGUUAAGACGCUUGAGGGCCAUGGUGGUUAUGUCCAAUCAGUAGUGUUCUCGAACGACUCAACUCGGCUCGCGUCCGCAUCUGACGAUAACACGGCUAAAACGCUCGAGGGCCACAGUAAAUAUGUCCGGUCAGUGGCCUUCUCUCACGAUUCGACCCGGCUAGCGUCAACAUCCAAGGACCAUACUGUUAAGAUUUGGGACAUCUGGGACGUCAGCAGUGGCACGUGCCUGAAGACGCUUGAGGAACAUAACAGUUGUACUCGGGCAGUAGCGUUCUCUCAUAACUCCACUCGGCUGGCCUCUGCAUCGGACGACAAAACGGUCAAGAUCUGGGAUGUUAGCAGUGGCACGUGUCUGAAGACGCUUGACGUUCUCGAACCGCUUUUUAACAUAUCAUUCAAUGCUACCAGCUCUUGUCUCCACACUGAGAUCGAAAUGAUGCUGGCAUUGGAAAAAGACCUACACGAAGCCGAAAGCACUGAAGCUGCCAGUCUCUGUCUCUCGGGUGGAGCUGUUGAGGAUAAGCGUAGCACCAACGAGGUAUGCUGUCACGGUUCGGGUAUCUAG
Messenger RNA from Fusarium oxysporum Fo47, 3786 nucleotides. RefSeq lists its product as uncharacterized. Lineage: Eukaryota; Fungi; Ascomycota; Sordariomycetes; Hypocreales; Nectriaceae. The coding region runs from base 67 to 3786 and encodes 1239 amino acids. The transcript has 9 exons. Gene Ontology annotation, molecular function: protein binding. Gene Ontology annotation, biological process: negative regulation of transcription by RNA polymerase II. Gene Ontology annotation, cellular component: transcription repressor complex; nucleus. The record is from RefSeq and is a predicted model, not a curated record.